Messenger RNA from Linderina pennispora, 877 nucleotides. RefSeq lists its product as uncharacterized. The transcript has a single exon. Bases 226 to 714 code for a protein of 162 amino acids. The record is from RefSeq and is a predicted model, not a curated record. Lineage: Eukaryota; Fungi; Kickxellomycota; Kickxellomycetes; Kickxellales; Kickxellaceae.
CGGCACGGGGCGAACCCGCGUCGGGGGACGGGCGCCACGCAGUCGCUGCGAGGGCGACACGUGGCCGGCCGCGACGGGCACCAGCGCUCCUCUAGUCGGCUGAGCACCGAAAAGUCGCACGAAUAGUCCCCGUAGAACGAGGGCACUGUGGUCGUCGCACGCCGCGGCGACUCAAAGGAGGCUGUCGUCUCGAGGGGACGGAAGGCAGUGGGAACUCUGGGCGACAUGGCUUUUAGAAAAGGUUUUGUAGAUUUGAAAAUUCAAAAGGCUGGGAUUUCUUCUUCAAAUAAGAAUAUGCAGAGGGGAUUAGAAAAGGAAGGAGGAGUUAAAAAUAUGGACAGUGAAGAGAAAUCGAUGGGGGAGUUUAUUUUAGCAAGAAUACAGGAGGGAAAAAAGAAAGCACACGGAUGGGAAAGAGAAAGAAAAAAGCGUCGCUUUUCUUGUGCGCCUUUUUAUCCUCGCCUCGCCCGCCCUUUCCCCAAUUCUCUGCACUCUUUGUGUCGGGGGGAAACAGGAAUACAAAAAAAUGAGAUUGGCCCAAAUGCGACAGUGGCACAGCGCCGUGCAUGCGCUUUGCAGAAAUGCCGAUUGUGCCCAGCCAGUCAACGUCACGUUAGCCGGCGCCGGCCAAUCGCGCGUGCAGCCGGUUUUAAAUAUUGGAUCGACCCCAGCUGUCACCCAAUAGCGAACGCUUCUUCUUUGUGUCGCUAUUGACGCCCUGUGCCUGCGCGCAGCUCGUAGUCCGCCUAUAUAUCUACGUAGCAGGGUGCGGACUGUCCUUUUGGGGCUGUGUGCGCAGCUGGGCCCUCCCCACUGCCAGGAGAGAUUUUCGGAGGGUCGGCCUUGCAGGCACGCUGCGCAGAGGCGGAUCGGAAGA